Molecule: messenger RNA, 182 nt
Organism: Ilex paraguariensis (yerba mate)
Lineage: Eukaryota; Viridiplantae; Streptophyta; Magnoliopsida; Aquifoliales; Aquifoliaceae
Source: the annotation of a GenBank genome assembly
GUCAAGGGAGUGAAAUCAAAAAGCUAAAGGACCGCAGAGAAAAAAGGUGGAAAGUUUCAAGGAAGUUGCCACCAUCCAAAUGCAGCAGCAGGCUCAAAUUCCAAGAUAAACAGUUAAACAAAGAGGACUUCCAGAAGAUCACCACCAUUUGGAUAGUGGCAGCUAGCAUCCGAAUAGUAUAA